GACGUCACAUCAGAUUACAGCUCAUUCCUCCAUGCGAAGAAAGAAAGAAUCAGGGACAAGUACGAGGCGAGAAAUUCCAAAAUCGAUGGCGAGGGGGCGAGUCUGCGAGCGCUGUUCGUUUAACGUAUUAGCGACUGAUCUAAUCUUCGGUGAUCAGGCGUGCAUUAUUUAGCAUGGCUACAAUGCGGCAGUGAGAGAAGUUUAUGGCUCCAGUUGACGCACGCUUAUCAGUCAAUGUCUGGCUUUGCACGCCCACAACGCAUUGUUUCGGCCACAUCCAGCAUCACUGCAAGAUCUGAUAUCCUCUCGCAGCCCUUGGCACGAUUGCAUGCUUGGCCAGGUGUCUUCGAUGGUUUCUCUCCAGCGACAUUAGGUCCUAUUCGACGGUCAGACCAAGGCUCGCUGCCUCCACACAUCCACCAGCCACCUUUUCAGAGCAGUGGCCACGCCUAGAAGGGUUCAAUGCAGCCUCCUUCAUAUCCACCGUCUUCACUACCCUCACUAGCGCACGAUGUCCAAGAUGAAUCUGCAGCAGUUGAUGAUUCUGGCCGGCUCACGCCAGAGCCGCGGACUCCUGAUCAACUCCAAGGACCUCAGCUGAUCGACGCUUCUCCCCCGUCUAGUAAGACCGUUCAAGAGCGGAGGGCCAAGCAGAACAGAGGAAAGCACUUUCCAGAUAAGCGAAAAGAACACAGACAAAAGCAUUUUAAAUCACAUUCUGAGGGUUCCGAGAACGACAGUAGUAACAACGAGGACACAUCCCCGCUCCUCCCAUUCGGUCAUCUUCCUUCGGAGAGCUACGCUGAGACAAUCAUCCAGCAGCCACUGUCAAAUAAAGCAAAAGGCAAGCAACGCGCACUCGAAACUGGUGUUGCUGUUCCUACGCGAACGCAAGCCGCAUUGCAAGUCAACAUGGCAGAGUUACAGGUCUUCCGAGAAUCGUCGUCCCCACCGAUUCGCAUCCCCAAAUUCGAUAGCUCCGAGGACCAACAUCGGGCUGAGCAAUGGACAAACAACGCGGCACCGAGGAAUGAGGAUGGUGAUUCAGAGGAGUGCCGGUGGCAAUGUGAAUCACACAGAAGGAGCAGCUUCGAUCCGGCCUUGCUGAAGCCUGCGCCAUGGCGUCGCCACCCGCACGCCCCGAGCAUCUCCACUGAGGAUCUCGAAGCGGUACCCCAGGCUGGAGGAGGAGGCUCAGACACGCCGAAGAGGGCAGGACUGCGCGCAUUCAUACACGGAACAUCAGGGAAAGGAAGCCCAGCGCCAUCGCGAGCAGCGAGCGGCAAAGCAUGGUGGCCCUGGGACGCUUCCGUGCCUUCGCUGUCGACUCCAUCGCUGCUGCCAACCUGGGACAGUCGCCACUCUGGUCGAUCUCGGCGCUACUCGCAUCCAGAGCCUCGGGUUGUCGACGAUGGCGUCUACAAGAGCGCAAAGCCAAGCUUGGAGUAUCAUAGCGGCGUAGCACAGAAUGCGGCUCCGAUAGAUACGCACCAAUGGCAAACUGCAGCGGCCGCUGUUGUCGAUGAGGCGCAGGACCACGCAUUGGAAGGACAACAGGGCGGCUUGGAUGACUUUGCGGCUAUACAUGAAGGACUCGUUGCGGAUAUGAAACGAGACGCUCAUAAUGUGGACGCUGCCGUAGAAGGACAAGUGAUGGACGAGGCAUCGUGGGCAAGCAAGCCUGGUGAUACGGAGAGGAAGGGGAGCGAGAGGGACGGCGCACACUCGCUCGUUUCAUUGCAUACAAUCCGUGGAUGCACUCUUCCGUGCACGUCAGCUGGCGAGGCUUCCGACAUACCAAUUAUAUCGACACCUUCUCCCUCAGCAACGCGGAACUCGAACUACUUCACCCUGUUCCUCGACGGUGCAAGAGGUGCAGAUUGGUCCCUGUUGCUCGUUGGGACGCUCGCGGCACUUGCAAGCGGCAUUCCGCUUCCCAUUAUUGGCGUCCUCUUUGGCGAGCUGAUCGACGGAUUCAACAGCGUCUCAUGCUCCAGCGCACAGGAGCGUGCUUUGAUGGACACAAAGGAGCUGCUGCGCCUGUUGACUGUACGUGCGCUAUCUUUCGCGCAAGAUGCAUCACCGCAGGCGCUGCCGCCCGACGAACAGGCUGCAUUCCUUGCCAAUGUCGUCGUCAAGGUCAAGCUUAUACUUGCAGCGGCCGCCGCCAACUUUUUGCUCAUCUGGAUCUACACAGUUUGCUGGUCGCUCGUGGGUGAGCGACUCGUGAGACGUCUGCGCGAAAAGUACCUCCGCUCUGUCUUGCGUCAAGAGAUGGCGUUCUUCGACUUGGCCAAGCCAGGCGAGAUAGCGACGCGCCUGUCUGCGGACUUGCUCACCAUUCAAGUCGGUACGAGCGAAAAGUGCGGGAUCAUGCUCUCAUCUCUCAGCUACUUUUUCACUUCAUUCAUCGUUGCGUUCAUCAAGCUCCCCGUCCUCGCCGCGCAGCUGCUUAGCCUACUUCCUGCUUUUGCGAUCAUUAGCCUUAUUGGCAGCAAGUACGUCGGCAGGUUCAGCACGCUCACGUCUACGCAUCUUUCGCACGCAUCUUCGCUCGCGACAGAGGCUCUCGGCAACCUUGCAGUCGUGCAGGUCUUCAAUGCUGAGGAGAAGCUCACGCGCAUCUACGCGAAGCAUCUCGAAGCUGCGCGCAAGAGCGGCUUGCGAAAAGCCAUCGCUGCGAGCUGCAUGCUCGGCUGCCUCUUCUUUGUCGGCUACAGCGCUAACGCGCUCGCGUUCUACUCUGGAAGCAAGAUCAUUGCACAGCGACUGCGCGACGGCGUGGCGGGUGCUGGCGUCGGGUCCGUCUACACGGUCAUCUUUUUACUCCUUGACGCUUCUUUCAUCAUCGGCCAGAUCGCGCCUUACAUGCAGACGUUUUCGCAGGCCAGCGCUGCCGGCAAAGGCUUGUUCUCCGUCAUCAACCGGCCCUCUCGCAUUGAUGCCAUGUCGACCACACAUGGUCUGUCUACGGAUCCAAGUGCUCUCUCGGGCAUCUCGGUCUCUUUCCGCAGUGUCACCUUUAGCUAUCCCUCACGCCCGUCACAGAAUGCAGCGGAUGCCAUGGAUCUCGAGGUUGACGAGGGCCAGAAAGUCGGCAUCUGCGGGCCAAGCGGGAGUGGAAAAUCCACCGUGGUUGCGCUUGCCUGCCGCCUCUACGAUCCUGCCGAAGGGCAAGUGCUCAUCAAUGGCAUUCCUGCCACGGAGCUAAACCCGCGCUGGCUACGCUCGCAGAUUGGCAUUGUUUCACAGGAUCCCGUGCUCUUCGACGGUACAAUCUUUCAAGCUGUCGCGCUUGGCCUUCAUGGGAGCGUUGAAUACGAGGAGUUGUGGCCGGCCUUGAAAGCACUGUCAACGGGCCAAAUCAGCGAGAAGGACCCAGGAACCUUCGCCGCUGAGAUGGCACAGAUCAAAUCGCUCGUUCGGCACGCUGCCGACCUGGCAAAUGCCCGUGGAUUCAUCGAGGAGCUCGAGGACGGAUAUGAUACGCGCGUCGGGGAAGGCGGGGCUCGCUUGUCUGGCGGUCAGAAGGUGCGCAUUUCACUAGCGCGUGCUAUCGUCAAACGACCAAAGCUGUUGAUCUGUGACGAAGCGACGGCUGCGCUGGAUCCCGAAUCGGAAAAGCUUGUGCAAGAAGCGUUUGACCAUGCAACUGAGGGCAGGACCGUUAUUUCUGUCGCCCAUCGCCUUGCGUCCAUCAAAGGCCAUGACAAAAUCGUCGUUGUCAGCGCGGGAAAAGUCAUCGAGCAGGGCUCACACGAUGAGCUGAUCGCGAACAAGGGUGCGUACUACAGCCUUGCUGCAGCACAAGACACCAGAAAGGUGGACGGCGGCGCAGAUGAAACCGAUGCACCCGAGCCUCACCAAAGGCAGGCACCUGUGGAGCUGAACGGCGCUGAGCCUGUGGAUCAAGCAGUUGGAUCGAUCAAAGUAGACCAUACCCCGAAUGGCACCCACAAGUCACCUGGCGUUUGGAUCCGUCUGGCUGCCGCGUGUCGUCCAGAGCUGCUAUUCGCUUGCAUCGGUGUUUUCACAUCUACGGUAAUUGGUAGCGCCUACUCGGGCGAGGCGUUUAUCUUUGGCAACGUCAUUGAUGCACUCAAUCCAUGCAAGGGUAUUCCCGCGAUUCGCGCCAAUGCCGACUUCUUCGCUCUCAUGUUCUUUGUGCUGGCCUUGAUCGAGCUGUUUUCGUACUCAAUCAACGGCAGCUCAUUCGGGAAAAUGGCAGAGGCCCUGCUUUAUCGUCUGCGACGACUUUCCUUUCUGGCGCUCCUGCGCCAGAAACAGAGCUGGUUUGAAAACGACGACCGCUCCCCUUCAACUAUUGUCUCGUCACUGGCCGCUGAUGCAGCUGCGCUUGGCGGACUCACAAGCACCGUCAUUGGCACAGUGUGCGCGAUCGGCGUCAACCUAGUCGUCGGGCUAAUAGUCAGCUUCAUUGUGUCUUGGCGCAUUGCGAUCGUGCUUGUUUGGACCGUUCCAUUGAUGAUGGCUGCAGGCUACAUGCGCCUGAAAGUACUGGCCGACUUUCAACGGCGUCAUGCCACUGCCUACCGCGGCGCAAAUGCUAUCGCCGUCGAGGCGGUCAACAAUAUUGGCACCGUCCAAGGUCUCGGCAGCGAAUCGGACGUAUGCGAUCGUUUCCAGCACGCUCUCAUCACUCCAUAUCGAGAAGGUCUCCGGCACAUCUUCGUGGGAAACGUCUUUCUUGCCGGCGCCUUGUCCUUGUCGUACUUCAUCUACGGCUUUGCAUACUACUGGGGCUCGCGUAUGGUUGUCGCUGGCUAUGCGACGCAAAUCGACUUCUUUAUCGUGCUGCCAGCCUUGCUAUUUUCCGCUCAAGCAAGCGGGCAGCUGCUGUCCUUCUCCUCAGAGUUCGCUCACGCGCAAAGCUCUGCGCAGCACAUUUUCAGCAUCAUAGAUCAGUCCAGCUCUUCGAGGGAACUUCAUUCUGGCUCUUCAGAGAAGCUGUGGAGCGACAAACCGAGCUCGACACCGUCACGCUCACUGGAUGAAGAGUCUUGGGAAGGAAACGGCGUGUCUACACCUGCCGGACCCAUGGCCAUCUCCUGCCAGGGCAUUUAUUUUGCCUACCCCAGCCGCAAGGAUCCUGUCCUCCGCGGUGUCACCUUUGACGUCGCACCCGGAAGUUUCGUUGCACUAGUUGGACCCUCUGGAUCGGGCAAGUCCACCUUCUUUGCGCUCUUGACGAAGCUCUACAAGCCCACUUCAGGCACGAUUCGCAUCAAUAAUCGUCUGAUCGAGGACAUACCGGCCGAUCGUCUGCGCCGCGACAUUGCCAUUGUGCCGCAAGAGCCGACGCUAUUCUACGGAACGAUCAGGUUCAAUGUCGCCUUGGGCGCACGCGACGAGCAAGUUAGUCCAAGCGCCGAGGACGCAGACUGCGUUCCUUUGGAGGAGGUCAUCGCAGCGUGCAAGAUGGCCAAUAUCCACGACACAAUCAUGACCUUACCUGAGCAGUACAAUACUCUGGUCGGCCUCAAGGGUGGACAGUUGUCCGGCGGCCAACGGCAACGGCUAGCGCUAGCACGAGCGCUCCUUCGUAAGCCGAAACUGUUGCUUUUAGACGAAGCGUCCUCUGCGCUCGACGCCGAGUCGGAGCGUAUCUUUCAACAAACGUUGCAGACAAUCGUCCAGUCGCGCAGCUGCACGAUUGUCUCCAUUAACCACCGCAUGGCGACCAUAAAGGACGUUGAUUACCUUUACAUAUUCAAUCGCGGCACUAUCGUGGCAUGUGGGACCCACGCGCACCUGAUGCGUACCAGCGAGCGCUUCCGUGCGAUGGUCAGCCAUCAAUCCUUGCUCUGAUUACAAUCACAUAGAUAGACUGCACACCACGUCACAUCACUGUAUUGUACGCGUACGCGAGCCACCUGCAUCAAUAACGAAUAGAUCACAAG
Tilletiaria anomala UBC 951 is the source of this 5921-nucleotide messenger RNA. RefSeq names its product P-loop containing nucleoside triphosphate hydrolase protein. Bases 463 to 5829 code for a protein of 1788 amino acids. The record is from RefSeq and is a predicted model, not a curated record. Gene Ontology annotation, cellular component: membrane. Gene Ontology annotation, biological process: transmembrane transport. The transcript has 4 exons. Gene Ontology annotation, molecular function: ATP hydrolysis activity; ABC-type transporter activity; ATP binding. NCBI's taxonomy places the organism in Eukaryota, Fungi, Basidiomycota, Exobasidiomycetes, Georgefischeriales, Tilletiariaceae.